Messenger RNA from Physella acuta, 448 nucleotides. RefSeq lists its product as uncharacterized. Gene Ontology annotation, biological process: cell adhesion. The record is from RefSeq and is a predicted model, not a curated record. Lineage: Eukaryota; Metazoa; Mollusca; Gastropoda; Physidae. Gene Ontology annotation, molecular function: carbohydrate binding.
CUUGGAAAAUAUAAAAUGGAUCGAGGUCUUGCCUUGUGUGCGAUGCUAUUUUGCGGUUUAAUCUCACAAUUAACUGCACUCACUGAGCAAGAAAUUGAUAGUAAAGUAGAGUCCUUCCAAAACAAAAUAUUCAGUGCCAUAGCACGGUAUCGAUUCGAAGAAGGUAGAGGCGACUUUGGAAAUUCUCAAAACUAUCCGCUUGUGAAUAACCUAAAGAGGGUUGUCGUUAAAAUUUCAUUCAGGCAGCCAUUUCCUACCCCACCUAUGAUUUUUUUUGAAGUAUAUGGGGUUGAUGUAGACGGUACUCGCACUUUAAGACUGGUUUCUUACGCAAGAGACAUAACAGCCACAGGCUUUGAAGCUGUGUGUGAAACAUGGGAUGACACUCAAAUGCAGGCUGUGUGGUAUCACUGGAUCGCGAUGAGUCGUUAGAUCUAUUAAAAAUCCC